AUGAGCCAAGCACAAAAAAACUUGAGAAAAAUAAAGUCCCUUUGCUAUCUUACUUUAGGAGGUACAAUAUCUUACCAAUUUAUAUAUUAUAAAAAAGAUUUUGAAGGGUAUUAUAAAAAUGUACUGCAGCCAAUUAGUCAGAGGUUGAACCCAGAAUGGUCCCAUAAGCUUGGAGUUUCAGCUUUAAAAUAUGGUCUCUUUCCCUCAGAAAAUUUUGAAGAUCCAACUGUAUUGAAAACUAAGUUUCUGAAUAAUGAACUAAGUAACCCAAUUGGGAUUGCGGCAGGUUUUGAUAAGCAUGGAGAUGCAAUAAAGGGAUUAAGGAAAAUAGGUUUUGCUAUUGUGGAAAUUGGAUCUGUAACACCUGAACCUCAACCAGGCAAUCCAAAGCCCAGGGUAUUUAGAUUACCAGAAGACCAGGCAGUUAUAAAUAGAUAUGGAUUCAACAGUGAAGGACAUGAUAUGGUGUUAAAAAAACUACAAAAUUUAGAUAAAAACAUUUUUGACAGAGGAUUGUUGGGUAUCAAUUUAGGAAAAAACAAAACCUCAGAUGAUGCAGCUCAAGAUUAUUCAUAUGGUAUACAGAAAUUUUACAAAAUUGCAGAUUAUUUUGUAAUUAAUGUAAGCAGUCCAAACACCCCAGGAUUGAGAUCUCUACAAAGUAAAGCUGAAUUACAAAAAUUACUAAGUGAGGCAAAUAAAACAAUGAAAUCUUUACAAAGUGAUAAGAAGCCUCCACUUCUCUUAAAAUUAGCGCCAGAUUUAAGCAUUGAGGAGUUGAAGGAUAUUGUAUCUGUCAUAUCAGCUAAGGAUACAAAAGUAGAUGGCCUUAUUAUUUCAAACACUACAAUAGAAAGAUCCAAUUUAAAUAACCAGAUAGUUGCUCAAGAAACUGGUGGUCUUAGUGGUAGACCAUUAACAGAUAAAUCUACAGAAAUGAUUCGAAUUAUGUAUAAGCUCACUAAAGGUAAGAUACCCAUCAUCGGCGUUGGAGGAAUAUUCAGUGGCCAAGAUGCUUAUGAAAAGAUAUUAGCAGGUGCAAGCGUCUUACAGAUAUAUACAGCAUUAAUUUACCAUGGCCCUCCUAUUGUAAAAAAGAUUAAAUCUGAGCUUGCAGACUUAUUAAUUCAGAAUGGCUACAAAAAUGUCAAUGAAGCAGUUGGAAAAGGAGUAAAAUUAUAG
This is a messenger RNA of Leptosia nina, 1182 nucleotides long. Lineage: Eukaryota; Metazoa; Arthropoda; Insecta; Lepidoptera; Pieridae. The record is from the annotation of a GenBank genome assembly.